This is a messenger RNA of Eufriesea mexicana, 852 nucleotides long. RefSeq lists its product as uncharacterized. The record is from RefSeq and is a predicted model, not a curated record. Bases 93 to 839 code for a protein of 248 amino acids. NCBI's taxonomy places the organism in Eukaryota, Metazoa, Arthropoda, Insecta, Hymenoptera, Apidae. The transcript is spliced from 5 exons.
CGCGUGAUUUAUCGAUUAAACGCGAGUAUCUCGUAGGAUCGGAUCGCGGAAGACCUCGCGUUCCUCGCCGAUUUCCGUCUCUUUGCAGCAAGAUGCGUCUUCUCGUCGCGGUGUUAGCCUGCGUGCUGGUCGCUUGUCAGGCACGCGUGCCCAACGUAAACGAGGCCAACCUGUCCGGUGGUGUGUUGGACACCAGAGGAGGUCAACUGGUCGGAUUCCUCGAGAAAUUUAAGGACAAGCUCAGGCGAGGAGACGACCACCUCGGCAUCAUUCCCGUUCUCGACCCCCUGAAACAGGAUCACUUGGACGUAAACUUGGACCAGGAGGCAGUACGAUUGCGUGGAUACCUGGACAACUUGGUCGCGACCGGAUUGUCCGAGUACAAAGUGAAUCGUGGCGAUUUCACGAUAAUCGGUAUCAAAGCCAACGUCAGCCUGCUUUGGGAGAAAAUUGACAUUGCCGCCAAGUACAGCGUGAAUGGAACACUCGCCGAUUACAUCUCCGUGUACGGGAAUGGGAACCUAGCCAUCUCGAUCCAAGGCCUGAUGGUGUCGGUGGACCUGAAACUGUCGGUGAAGGACAAGAAAUUAUUCGUCUCGCAGCUGGUACUGCACGCGCGCGUGCAAAAGAUGGACUGCGAGAUCACGGGAUUGUACAACGACGAGGAGUUGUCGGCGGUUCUGAGCAAAGCCAUCGGCGAGAUACUACCCGGACUGAUCGACGACUACCAGAACGAGCUAUCGGUAGCCGCGAGCCCGCUGGUCGCCGAUCUAUUGAACGACGUGUUGAAGAACAUGACGAUAAAGGACUUGCUGGACAUGAUCAGCGGUGGAAAUUAGUCUCCGAUAUACA